CCUGGGGCCAUGCUUACCCCCGUUUUCCCUUGUCUAGGAGUCAAGAGUCGCAUCUGCUGCAAUCCCCUUUUCCUUCUUCUCUCUUGCAUACCUAACGCCUCCACUGUGACUGCCGCACUGCCUCCUCGAGCUUCAGAUACGAGUACUUGAAUGCCGCCUUGCGCUGCUCCUUUCAAGUAAGAGAGAGGAAGCACGCGACAUCCCAUCUUCUCCCACGCCCAUCUGAUGGAAUAAAAAUAAAAAAGAGGAGCCCGAAUCGCCGCCCUACGCCCUGUGGACUGUCCACAGCCCGCCCACCUUUCAAGACGAACAAAGCCCCUCACUUGCCGUUCCGCACGUUUUGUCUUAACUCGAGCUCCGAACCCCACCCCACCUCUGUCUGCUCCAAGCGUCAGCUCGCACUCUCACUCUCACCACCAAACUAAAAUUACAGCGACAAACCCGGUUCGAAAUCCCCAGGAACCUCCCAGCAGACCGCAAUGUCUCUCCAGGUCGACGACCGUAGUCGUCGAACCCGCUCGCGCUCCCCGGGCCGUCGCGAGCGCAGUCGCAGUCGCGGCCCCGCGCCCCCUGCCAUGGUCGACCCCCCGCGGGAGCCCAGCUACGCUUACCCGGAGGACGACCUUGACGACAGGUAUGCCCGGGACCGGGGGGACCGGGACAGAGCCGCGCGUGUCGUCACCGCCGAACCAGGUUCCGGCACCACCAUGUCGGGGGCCAUCCCCUAUCCGGAAGACACCAGCGACGCAAUGUUCCCCGGCACCAAGUCUCUCUACGACUACGAUGACCGCCGCGCUGCUCCGUCCUACCGCCCACCCCCGUCUCCCCAGGACAGCUACUACCGCAACUCGCGCGAAACCUAUGAAGACCAGCACGCGCGCACGCCCGAACCACGCGAUGACGACAAGUUGAAAUACCUCCCGGCCAAGUACAGCAAUCAUAGCCGCAGCAGCAGCAAGUAUGGCAAUGAGGCCGAGUACCCGCCCUCUAGACCCCCUCGUUCAGAUACGGCCGACCUGUACCCCCCUCCGAAGCCUCCUCGCCCUGUCUCCCCCGGCGGCUACGCCUACGCCCAGCCCCAGCCUUAUGAGUAUGCAAAGCCCGACGAGAAGGCCAAAAAGAAGGAGGAGAAGAAGAAGGCACUGGAGGAGAACCUCGCGUACGGCUUCGAUCCCCACGCGUCCAGGCCGGGCUUGGCCCCUGAGCCCCGGUACUCUGGCCGCGCGCCGAGCCCAGGGCCGCAGAUCUCAGCCGGCGCCCAGGCCUACUACGGCAACGAUCCCCGCGUCUCAUCCAACAUCUUGACCGUUGAGCCCGGCAGCCGCAUGCGCGACAAGUCGCCUCAGCCGCCGACUCAUCGCAUGUCUAACUUGUCUGUAAACACGGGCCAUCACGCACUGAACAUGAGCAUGUCGUUGGCGAACGCGCCGGGAUCGCCGUUGCUGGAGUCGUAUCACGGCACAUACCAAGACAUGUCGCCGAUGCCAUCACCGAUGCUGUUGGCCUCUUCGUCGCAGGAUUUGCAGGUCAUGGAGCCACUCUCCCCAAUCGGCUCCGACGACGAGGGCAGGCGACGUCGGCGGGCGCGGUUCCACGACAUCGAAGACGAUGCCGCGAGAAUCGCAAAGGCGCUCCGCAGCGACAGGAAACACCCGGAUCCCGAGCCUCUGAUUGAGAUUCUUCCGGGCCUUACCCAUGACCAGGUGAUGGAUCUCCGCAGGGAGUACAAGGCGCUCGUCAAGACUGGCUCGGACCGCAAAGGUGUCAACGUGGCCAAGCACAUCCGCUCCCGCCUCAAGGACGCCGAGCCGAACCUCAUGAAGGCCUGCUACUCCACCGCGCUGGGACAAUGGGAGAGCGAGGCAUACUGGGCCAACUUCUGGUACCAAGGCGACAAGACGCGGCGGGAGCUCCUCAUCGAAUCUCUCAUGGGCCGCACGAACCACGAGAUCCGUCUCAUCAAGGACGGCUUCAGCGACAAGAAGUACGACAACAGCCUGACCAAGUGCAUGAAGACAGAGUUGAAGGAGGACAAGUUCAAGAAGGCCGUGCUCCUGGUGCUCGAGGAGCGCAGGAUGGAGGAGUAUGAUCCCUACGGCCGCCGCCUGGCCAUUGACUACCACCUUGUCGAAGACGACGUCGCGGAUCUGCGCAAGGCCGUCAAGUCGGAAAAGGGCGGCGAGUCGCUCAUGAUCAGCAUCGUCGUGCAGAGAAGCGACUCGCAUCUCCGCGAGGUGCUCAAGCUGUACGAGCGGACGUACAGAUCCAACUUUGCCCGUGACGCGCUCAAAAAGAGCGGUAACCUUGUGGGAGAACUACUGGCCCACGUCCUCAACGGCGUCAUCAAUAAGCCCGUCCGCGACGCCCUGCUCGUCCACCACGCCCUCACGGCGAGCCGCAAGGACGCUCUGCGCCGCGAGCUGCUCAUCUCACGCCUCGUCCGCUUCCACUGGGACCGCCACCACCUCGAGGCCAUCAAGCGCGCCUACCGCGAGCGCUACGGCCGCGACAUGCAGGAGGCUGUUCGGGAGGGCACGAGCGGCGAGUGGGGUCUCUUCUGCCGGGAGCUGUGCAUCUACCGCAUGCCGAACGACGUCAAGAGCUACGAGAAGGUAUCGGUGCAAGUCCGGUAGGGUGAUGGUUGAUUAAACGAGAUAUAUGCGUUGCAUGAAAAAGAGACGGAUGAUAGAUGGAUGAGAUGUAUAAUGAGACUAUGAGCCAUGGGGGAAUCUGUCCGAACGGCCUAUCUAUGCUAUGUCUGAUGCGCCGUUGAGAAUAUGGAAUGCCACCAUCUUGAGCCAAUA
This is a messenger RNA of Colletotrichum destructivum, 2804 nucleotides long. Its product is annotated as Putative Annexin superfamily. The transcript is spliced from 2 exons. Gene Ontology annotation, cellular component: cytoplasm. Gene Ontology annotation, molecular function: calcium-dependent phospholipid binding; calcium ion binding. NCBI's taxonomy places the organism in Eukaryota, Fungi, Ascomycota, Sordariomycetes, Glomerellales, Glomerellaceae. Bases 480 to 2633 code for a protein of 717 amino acids. The record is from RefSeq and is a predicted model, not a curated record.